Messenger RNA from Ectocarpus siliculosus, 1059 nucleotides. Lineage: Eukaryota; Phaeophyceae; Ectocarpales; Ectocarpaceae. The record is from the annotation of a GenBank genome assembly.
UCCUGCUGGACAGGAUAUCUGCUGUGUGCCAUCUGCCUCCACGAUCACCGAAGCAUCUCUUUGCACCACCUUCGUUCGGGGCCGAUGAGGUCCGAGGCCAUGGCUCCUACGCCCAGGACAUCGUUCAUGGACGACCACGACCACGACGAUGCCGGACGAGAGGGACACGACUACUCGUCUCCCUCUUCCUCUGCCUUCAGCUGCGGCACCUCUGAAGGGUCACGCAUAUGGUGCAAUCGCGCCGACACCAUGGGCGUCAUCAUGGCCACCAUGGCGCUCGCCGCGCUGGCGUACGGGGAGUUCGUGGUGUUGUGGGUGGUUUUCUUCACGGGCAAUUUCGUCAUAGCGAACGCUGUGAUCUACACAAUCCUAACCGUGAUGGCCGUAUGGUGCCACCUCAAGACGAUGCUUUCGGAACCGGGCGUAGUCCCGAGGGCGGCCUUGCCUCUGAGGGAGGAGAGCGAGGAAGGGGCGGCGGCGGCGAACCACACGCUGUGCGGGCGAUGCGAGUCGUACAAGCCCACCAGAGCCCAUCACUGCCGGCUCUGUGGCCGCUGCGUGGUGAGAAUGGACCACCAUUGCCCGUGGAUGAACAACUGCGUGGGGAUUGCAAACCAGAAGUACUUCAUCCUGUUCCUCUUCUACGUGCUGGCAGUCACGGGGUACGCGAUCGGCCUCGUGCUUUACCACUUCGUGGAGUGCGUGGCGGAGGAGUACUGCGACGACUACAGCACCCUCACGGCGAACCUGAUCCGAGCGGUGCUGGUGAUUGCCGCCGCGGCAAUGGUCUUCACGCUCAGCAUGCUGCUGAACCAGUUCCACGGAGUCAUCACUGGUCUGGGCACGGUGGACAGGAUGCAGCGCAGGAGAAAAGAGGGGAGAGUCAGGGGGGGACCCGAGGACUUCCGCCCCUUGCGUUGGGCCGACAUUUUCGGAGACGGGAACAAGCUCAUGUGGAUUUUCCCCACGGACCCGCACUUCCGCAAGCCCCAGAGAGAACGGAUCCUCGGCUUCCGGGAGCCUCCUGCUGCCCGAAGGCACGAUUACGAGGACGUUUGA